This is a messenger RNA of Notodromas monacha, 474 nucleotides long. The record is from the annotation of a GenBank genome assembly. Lineage: Eukaryota; Metazoa; Arthropoda; Ostracoda; Podocopida; Cyprididae.
UAUUUUCAGGAAAGCAAAUUAUUUGUCAGACAUGGCUCCUAAAUUUGUUUCGACAUGAAUGACGAAAUUGUUACAGAUGGAGAACUGGAAGAGCUGAAGUACGAAGUUUACGACGCAAUAAAGACGAUUCGAGACCCGGAGAAACCACAAGAUCUUGAAGAACUCGGCGUCGUGUCGGAAGACGGCGUCACCGUUGCGCGGUGUAAGUACAGCAAGGACGUGUUGGUGACAGUGACCCUGGUACCGACUGUACCACAUUGUUCUCUGGCCACGCUGAUUGGAUUGUGCGUGAGAGUUCGUUUGGAGCAAGCCUUAUCGAGGAAGGCAAAAGUCGAUAUCUUCAUAGCUGAGGGGGCACAUGAUACAGCACCGGAAAUUAACAAACAGCUGAAUGACAAAGAGCGUGUAGCCGCAGCAAUGGAAAAUCCGAAUUUGAAAGAAAUGGUUUUUGGGUGCCUCGACUUUCGUCAGUGA